GCCGCCUACUUAUUACGUGACUUCCGGUGGAUUCAAUUGGCGGUAACACUGCCUGAAUUUGCGCUACUCUUAUGGUGGUGUUCCCUACCGGAGUCGCCCCGAUGGCAGCUAACACACGGCAAGUUUGCGGAGGCCGAACGGGCUAUACGUCGGGCGGCGGAGGUUAACGGGAAGUCUACCGCUGACAUCGACCACAAGUUACGUAAACUCAUGGAAAAAGCACUCGCCGAUAAGGAACAGGAUGUGACCAAUAAACGGGCCAAUCUGUUUGAUUUGUGUAAAACCAGGGUUAUGAUCAAGAAUACGGCCAUACUCUACUUUUCGUGGUUUGUCAACGCGUUUAUAUACUACGGGCUGUCGCUGAACACGAAUAACUUGGGCGGCAAUCCGUUCAUAAACUUCCUGAUGGCCGGUGCGGUCGAGUUCCCGGCCUAUGCCCUAUGCAUAUACCUGUUAAAAAAGUACGGGCGCCGACUGCCCCUCACGGCCGCCAUGUUGGGCGGGGGUNUGAAGCAUACUAUGAGGGAAAGCCUGCCGCGGGAUAGUAUACCCGCCCUGAAUAGUAUCUUGACCACCGGCCCGAUAGUUCGGCUUUCUCCGUAUCCGUUGAGCACUUCAUUAUAUCCAGGUCUGUUCGCAUUGGCGUACGGGGCCAGCGCCCGAUGGGGAACGGGAUUUGUUUUACUGCUGGAAACUGUAGGCCCCCAGUAUCGACCCGUGGUAGGCAUGGCCAUCGAGUUCGGUUGGGCGCUGGGCUAUAUCGUACUUCCCGGCGCCGCCUACUUAUUACGUGACUUCCGGUGGAUUCAAUUGGCGGUAACACUGCCUGAAUUUGCGCUACUCUUAUGGUGGUGUUCCCUACCGGAGUCGCCCCGAUGGCAGCUAACACACGGCAAGUUAAUCACUAGUUUAUUGAGGCACUGA
Oppiella nova is the source of this 924-nucleotide messenger RNA. The record is from the annotation of a GenBank genome assembly. NCBI's taxonomy places the organism in Eukaryota, Metazoa, Arthropoda, Arachnida, Sarcoptiformes, Oppiidae.